AUGGCAUACACGGUCUCUAUUUUGCUCAUGUUCUCAUUCGUUAUUCUAAUGCUUAUGCUCAGGUCUAUAAAACGAUCUUCCUCGACCGUACAGAUGGAAGCCCUCCUAGAAGCAAUGCGAUUCCGAGAAGAGCUCGAUAUUCAGGAACGUCAGAGGCAUCGAUUGUUAAAAGCUAAAACGAAGACGAAAAUUUCUACAGCAGCGUAG
This is a messenger RNA of Cooperia oncophora, 207 nucleotides long. The record is from the annotation of a GenBank genome assembly. Lineage: Eukaryota; Metazoa; Nematoda; Chromadorea; Rhabditida; Trichostrongylidae.